Molecule: messenger RNA, 1302 nt
Organism: Rhagoletis zephyria (snowberry fruit fly)
Lineage: Eukaryota; Metazoa; Arthropoda; Insecta; Diptera; Tephritidae
Gene: 5-HT2B
Product: 5-hydroxytryptamine receptor 2B
Biological process (GO): serotonin receptor signaling pathway; G protein-coupled receptor signaling pathway, coupled to cyclic nucleotide second messenger; chemical synaptic transmission
Cellular component (GO): plasma membrane; dendrite
Molecular function (GO): neurotransmitter receptor activity; G protein-coupled serotonin receptor activity
Source: RefSeq, a predicted model, not a curated record
AUGAAACGAGUGAAUCCCCAAAGCACCCUGCGCAGACCUCCUCACAACAAAAAAACUCAGCUCAGCCCGUGGAAGANAACGCAGGGCACACGAGAGCCCCGGCCAGAUACGCCACCGCCACAACGGCGCAAUCGUUUCAAUAGCCUGCCCAAAAAUGCGCUGCUCUUUCUCUCUUGUCAAGGCAGUCAAGCUAGUUGCAGCAACGACGGUGAUGCGUCGCAAGCGAAAGGCCACUCCGACUCAGAAGUGGAGCAGGCCAACAAAUCGCAGUAUAAAAGCGCCAACGAAAAAGAGAUAGAGCUACCGCCAGUGUGCACGUGUCCAUACUUCGGUGAUCGACCGUUGCAGAAUUGUCUCAAACCUGCGGAAGUGAAAAUUGUGCCCACCACAUUUACGGUAACUAACGCAAUGGAAAUUGAGAAUAUACUCAAUCCGACUGAAGAAGAGCUAAGCAGCAUUUUGGUUACGUCCAAUGCCAAUGGCAAUGGUACCGUCUCACGCCUUAGUCCCAACUCGGCGGCGCAAAUGAACGCCAACAAUAUGGGUAGUUCACUUACGGUACACUCCAGCGAUGGCAGUGCGUCAGGUUACCUUAGCGCUGCGCCGCCUCCUGGCACUCCCUGCCCGGGAAGACGUAAGCUCAGCAUUUCAAAGACUGCUUCUGUGGUGACGUGGGAUGCGAGUCGACACCGGCGACGCGGUUCCAGUUUUGGCAGCACGCGCACCACGCUACUGCUCACGCCCACUAAAACCGGCACGGUAGUCACCUCGUCUUCAUCUGCAACACCGCUGCAACGUUCCGCCACGCUGCGCAGUCACAACAACAUGAACUAUCAACACGCUACGGCUACGUCCAGCGAUGGCACGACCACCAUCAUUGAUUUGAGUCGAUUGCGUCCACAAUUUCGCACGCCACAAUCUUCGCCUUGUCUGCUGCAACGCAACCAGACGGUACGCUCACAUCAUUCGCGCAACUCAAGCGUAAUUUCACGUAACUCAAGUCGUCAUGGGCGCAUCAUCAAACUCGAACAGAAGGCGACCAAAGUGCUAGGUGUGGUAUUCUUCACUUUCGUAAUACUAUGGUCGCCAUUCUUUGUGAUCAAUCUGCUGCCCACGAUAUGUGGCGACUGUGAAAAUCGCCUAGCACACUGGGUAUUCGACGUGGUUACAUGGCUAGGCUACGCCUCAUCAAUGGUUAAUCCCAUAUUCUACACCACAUUCAACGAAAUCUUUCGCCAGGCAUUCAAAAAGGUGCUACUAUGCAAAUUCUCUUCUUCGUCGCAUCGUAGCCAGAACAUGUAG